Scophthalmus maximus (turbot) is the source of this 1348-nucleotide messenger RNA. RefSeq names its product midkine-B-like. The transcript has 5 exons. The record is from RefSeq and is a predicted model, not a curated record. NCBI's taxonomy places the organism in Eukaryota, Metazoa, Chordata, Actinopteri, Pleuronectiformes, Scophthalmidae. The coding region runs from base 97 to 570 and encodes 157 amino acids. Gene Ontology annotation, molecular function: growth factor activity.
CAAAAGCAGGGGGCUAGAGGAGGUGCAUAAGCGAGAGACACAGGAGACCAGAGAGAGACAGAAGUUUUCCCCUGACUCGAGUGCCUGGUCGACAAGAUGAGGACUGCACUGCUGCUGCUGUUGGUCCCGCUCAUCGCCAUCACAACUGUGGCUGCAGGAAAGAACAAAGAGAAAAACAAACCCUCCCAGCAUGGGUCAGAAUGUGCUGACUGGCGCUAUGGCAACUGUGUGCCUAGCAACGGGGACUGUGGAGCAGGAUUUAGAGAGGGGUCAUGUGACCAGCAGACCAAGAAGAUGAAAUGUAAAGUGCCUUGCAACUGGAAAAAAGACUUUGGAGCUGACUGUAAGUACCGGUUCGGAAGUUGGGGAGAGUGUGAUCCAAGCUCUGGCUCACGGACCAGAACAGGGACACUGAAGAAGGCUCUCUACAAUGCCGAAUGUCAACAGACUAUUUCUGUCUCCAAACCCUGCCCAGGAAAACCCAGAGAAAAAACAAAGGAAAGAAGACAAAAGUCAAGGGGACAGUCAAGAGCCUUCAGAGUUAAAGACAAAAUAGAAUCAAAGCAAUAACUGUCAGAAGCGGAUGCCCUUUGACAGCUGGACAGUGGACAGCACUUAGAGUUUCAUAGCCUGAUUUCCAUACACAUAUUUUUGAGUCUUCCUCAACCACGACAAAAACAUGACUAAACAGAAAACACAGGUCCACAUGAUGAAGUGAGCAUGUCCUGUGGCUUUAUAACCAGCCAACACAGCUGCUUCUAAAAAAACUAUUGUGAAUUUGUGAUCUUUUUCUUAUUAAUCUUCCUUUAGACCACCACCCUCUUUAAAUAUUGUGAAAAAUGUUGGGUGGAGGCGUUUUUCGAUAUCCGAGCCAUCGCCACCAAACCUUUAAUAGAAUAAAUACAUGUCGGCGUCCGCUCGGCUGCACUAGAGAUGGGAGCUAAUUUAUUUUCCAACUCGUCUCAGCUCGUCUCUGCUUUGGGUCUGAAUUAUUUUAUCAAUCCGGGAUGUGUCAGUAGCAGACACGGCAAAACUCUUUACUUCAUGUUGUAUAGUUGAAACUAAUUGUGGCUCAAUAAACACCAUCCUUUUUUCUAUAUUUCUAACCACCAGAGUUACAAGUUAAUCAAACUGUUUGAAAUGUCAACUGUGUAAAUUUGCCUUAGGACCCCACAAGCCCCCUAUUAUACAUUACAUGCCUUUCACUUUGAAUAUUGUAAAUACAUUUCCCCUAAUUUGAUCCAUUACCUCCUAUUUGUAUCCAUCUUUAGAACAGUCAGCCUUUUUUUCCCUGUAGGCGUUAUUUCUAUUUUUCUUUUGUUUAUUAAAAUUGAAGAACAUAAUCUCA